AUGGAUACAGCUAGAGAUGGAACCGACGACACCUUCCUUGACCACUCUUCGGACACGGUGGCCCCCGAGGACAGCGAGCUUCUUGAGAUAGGCGACGAGGACAACAGGCCGGAGAUAGAAACGUCCGAGUUUAGACGCGUAAAGGUCUACCAACUUGUCGGUUCACGGUGGGAAGACAAGGGGACCGCGUUCUGCUUUGGGGAACUGGUCGACGAUAACGACGCGAGAAUCGUAGCGCGCGCAGAAAGAGAUUACGACCAAAUCAUCCUUUCCACUAUGGUUCGCAACGAUGUCUACCAGCGCCAGCAAGAGACCUUAAUCGUUUGGACGGAACCUGAUGGAGUUGAUUACGCGCUUAGCUUCCAAGAUCCUGACGGCUGCGCCGAGAUAUGGAACUUCAUUGUCGAUAUCCAGAAUACAUUUGGCGCAUCCGACGAUACACCAUCCUCGCCUUCGCAUCACUUCAACGCUGAAACGGUUGCUGCGAUGAAGUUCUUGCGCAACGGACAACUUCCCUCACCGACUAUGGGUGCGAUCGAAGAGGUUGGACGCGCGCUAAAGGCAAUAUCGCGGUCGCCGAGCGUGAAAGAGCGCUUGUGCGAACUCUUCAUACAGCAGGACUACAUCAAGCAGCUAAUCAGCGUCAUGACGGAUGUUGAAGACCUGGAGAGUCUGGAACAUCUGCACCUUUUGUGUAGCCUCAUGCAGACGAUACUGAUGCUCGGCGAUCACAAUCUGUAUGAGUACAUCCUGGAGGACGACAUAUUCUUAGGCGUCGUCGGCAUGCUUGAAUAUGAUCCCGAGUUCCCGGCACACAAGGCCAAUUAUCGGCAAUUCCUGACACAAUGCACUACUUUCCACCAACCCGUACCCGUCCGCGACCCCUCCAUCAUGCGCAAGAUACACCACACGUACCGCCUGCAGUUCCUGAAGGACGUCGUGCUUGCCCGCGUCCUCGAUGACUCCACCUUCAAUGUUCUCAACUCGUGUAUCAUCUUCAACCAGAUCGACAUCAUCAACCAUAUCCAGCAGGAACAGCGCUUCCUGGCCGACUGCAUACGGUUGUAUGUCGACGAGGACACGAUCAUCAAGAAGAAACCGGAGGCGAACGGGCAUGAGCCACCCAAAGCGGAAGCGUCUCCCGCUGCCAGCGACGACAAGCCGAAGGACUCUCCAAAACCCAACGGCGAGGGUACACCGGACAAGCGACCACCACUGGGCCAGCGCAUCUUCCACUGUCUUCCCCUCGAGAUCCUUUCACCCAAGGAUAUCGCCCUACGACGGGAAGUCAUCUUCCUCAUACAACAACUAUGCGUCAUGGGCAAGAACAUCCAGCUGGCUGCGCGAAUGUCUCUCUUCCGCUGUCUCGUCGACCGCGGUAUCCUCUUUCCUGUUCAGUGGGCCCUCAGCCUGUCUGAGUCAGACGAAACUGCGAAGCCUGUGAUCAGCGCAGGCGGCGAGAUCCUGACGACGCUGCUCGACCAUGACCUGAAUGGCGUCCGGAAUCACGUCCUGAAGCACGUCAACGCCAUUGAGCGUGCGAAGGAGGCCGGCACGCCAGGAGCGGACAAGGUGGAGACGCUGCUCGAGCUGGUAUGCAGGAUAGUCGCGCAGAGCAAGGAUCUGGCGGUGCAGAGUCAAAUCGGCGAGGCACUCAAGAUCUGGAUGGACAUGCCGACAGAUACAGGCGCGCUAGCGGGAGAGGCGUCGCAUCUAAUGCGGAAGGACGAGCCGGGGACGGAGCGCUUCUUGGAUUACUUCUACAAGGGCUGUGCGAAGACCCUCUUCGCCCCGAUCACAGACCUCCCGGACUGGAGAAGCCUGAACGGUUGCGGCGCAGGCGUCCUUCCUCUGACACGCGAGGAGACGAACCGAUAUGUCUAUCUGUGUGACCUCCUGUACAACUUCACCCAGCAUCACAACUUCCGCAUCAUGGUGCAUAUCAUGAGCCAGGGUCUGAUGACGCGCGUGGCCACGCUGUUUAGGGCGAGGGAUAAGCAUUUGAGGCAUUCUGCGUUCCGCUUCUUUCGACUGCUGCUGAGGAUGAACAACAACAACAUGCACCAGCAGAUGGUCAAGCAUGACCUGUUCAAGCCCAUCAUCGACCUCACGUUGAGCGAGUCAAGACGAGACAACCUGCUCAGCGGCUCUUGUCAGGACUUGUUCGAGCACAUACGGCGGGAAAACAUGAAGAGCAUCAUCGAGUUCAUCAUGAAGAACCACGGCGAUGACAUCCGGAAGUUGGCAGAGACGCCCUUGGGCCGCCAUCGAUUCGAGAUGUUCAUCCGGCGGACGCCAGAAAUCUCGCGCUUUCGGCCACAUCGCGCCAUGGACGCGGAGGAGGAAGAGUGGUUCAACGCCGACGAGGACGACGAUACGAUACCCGCGAUCAGCCAGGCGUACGCCCGCGGCACCGACGCUGCGCAGGCCGUCCCGUCUACGUCCCUCAAGCGCAAGCGGCGCACGAUGGCGCAGUCCCCAACCAAGGUCAAGAUCACGCCCCCGCGCUCGCCGUCGCUGGGGCAGCUAGCGGAGUACGGGGAUGAGGACGAGGAGGACGGGCCGCAACCGAGGCCAGCAGACGACCGGAUGCAGGGCACCGAGGACGAGCCGCCAGAGCGCAGUCGACCCGAGUCGCCCUCGCCGGGCCUCAUGGCGAGCAUGGACGAGUUGGGGCCGGUGCGGUUGGGCGAGAAGCGGCGGCGGGAGGAGGAUGAGGACGAGGACUCGCUGGAGCGGCUGAGCAAGGUGAAGAAGGCGAGGGACGCGGCGGAUCGGAGCGGUGGUGUGAAGCAGGGCGACGAUCCGCCUGCGGGGGGCAAGCGGACGAUGAAGCUGAAGUUGGGUGGCGGGAGGGCGACGACCGCGUCGCCGACGCCCUCACCGACAGCAGAGUCCCAACCACAGCCGAAGAAUGGGGAUACGGGCUAG
This is a messenger RNA of Schizophyllum commune H4-8, 2931 nucleotides long. Its product is annotated as DUF625-domain-containing protein. Gene Ontology annotation, biological process: protein dephosphorylation; DNA damage response. The transcript has 12 exons. NCBI's taxonomy places the organism in Eukaryota, Fungi, Basidiomycota, Agaricomycetes, Agaricales, Schizophyllaceae. Gene Ontology annotation, molecular function: protein phosphatase activator activity. The coding region runs from base 1 to 2931 and encodes 976 amino acids. Gene Ontology annotation, cellular component: protein phosphatase 4 complex; nucleoplasm. The record is from RefSeq and is a predicted model, not a curated record.